Penicillium chermesinum is the source of this 1221-nucleotide messenger RNA. RefSeq names its product amphiphysin. The record is from RefSeq and is a predicted model, not a curated record. Gene Ontology annotation, cellular component: medial cortex; actin cortical patch; mating projection tip. The transcript is spliced from 4 exons. NCBI's taxonomy places the organism in Eukaryota, Fungi, Ascomycota, Eurotiomycetes, Eurotiales, Aspergillaceae. Gene Ontology annotation, biological process: actin cortical patch localization; plasma membrane tubulation; endocytosis. Gene Ontology annotation, molecular function: protein binding; lipid binding. The coding region runs from base 1 to 1221 and encodes 406 amino acids.
AUGAGUUUCAAGGGGUUCCAGAAGGGUAUAUCCCGAGCCCCCCAUCAGUUGAUGGCCAAGUUGCACAAGGCCACCGACACCAAAGAUCCGGUGUAUACGGAUGCCGAGCUGCGCUUCGUCGAGCUUGAGAAGGAGUGCAAGAAAUUACACGACGAGUCGAAGCGAUACUUUGAUGCAAUUAACGGAAUGCUUAACCACCAAAUCGAAUUCUCCAAAGCAAUCGCCGAAAUCUACAAGCCAAUUUCUGGUCGCGCCUCCGACCCCAAUUCGUACCAUGCUGAAGGAAACGACGCCGGUAUCCAUGCCUGUGAGGAGUAUGAGGCAAUCGUCCGGGACCUGCAGGAAGCUCUGGUUCCUGAGCUGGAGAUGAUUGAAACCCGAGUGAUCAGCCCUGCCGACCAAUUGUUGGACAUCAUUAAGACCAUCCAAAAAGUGGCCAAGAAGCGCAAUCACAAGAAGCUGGACUAUGAUCGUCACAACGACACGCUGAAGAAGUUGCAAGCUAAGACGGACAAAUCGCUCAAGGAUGAGAAGGCAUUGUACAAGGCCGAAAAUGACGCCGAACAGGCCACGGAGGAAUACAACUACUACAAUAACCUUAUGAAGGAAGAACUCCCAAAGCUCUUUGCUCUUGAGGCUGAGUUCAUCCGCCCGCUGUUCCAGUCUUUCUAUUACAUGCAGCUCAACGUGUUCUAUACCCUACACGAGAAGAUGCAAGGCUUGCAAAUCUCCUACUUCAACCUGGAUCUUGAUGUUGAGGAGGCUUUCAACCAGAAGCGAGGCGACGUACAGGAGCGCACCGAGGCUCUGUCGAUCGUCCACUUUAAGACCAAAGGCACCGGGCGCAAACCACCCAGCUUGAAACCUCUGGGCAAGGCUGGUGAAGCCAAGAGCUCCCUCGCUCAACAUCUACUCAGCAUACUGAUGAUAAGGCACCGCCACCCUACUCUCCAGGAAGCGUCGGCUCCAACUUCUCGGCAGCCGCCAAGGGCAAACCUGCUCCUCCCCCCACCAAAGCCAAAGCCGUCUCAUCUUCACACGGCCACCGAGACCGUCACCGCUUUGUAUGAUUACGAGGCUCAGGCCCAUGGGGACUUGGGCUUUUUAGCCGGAGAUGUGAUCGAAAUCGUUCACCGGACAGACAACACGAACGAGUGGUGGACUGGCCGCCUUGACGGCCGCGAGGGCCAGUUUCCAGCAAAUUAUGUGCAAUUGAAUUAG